Messenger RNA from Acipenser ruthenus (sterlet), 2247 nucleotides. RefSeq names its product sodium-dependent neutral amino acid transporter SLC6A17-like. Gene Ontology annotation, biological process: sodium ion transmembrane transport. Gene Ontology annotation, cellular component: membrane. NCBI's taxonomy places the organism in Eukaryota, Metazoa, Chordata, Actinopteri, Acipenseriformes, Acipenseridae. The coding region runs from base 1 to 2247 and encodes 748 amino acids. Gene Ontology annotation, molecular function: protein binding. The transcript is spliced from 8 exons. The record is from RefSeq and is a predicted model, not a curated record.
AUGGCCACCCUGUUCUCUCUCUUGAGCUGGCUCACCUCAUCUCUGAGCUGCUGGGUGCUGGUUUCCGUGAGUCUGGCCAGUGUAAGUUCUCUGAACUCCACAAACUCCAGCUCCAGCAGGGCCAGGCACUCCCGCAUGUGCUGGGUGUCGCUGGGGGUCGUGGGGGUGGGCAGGUUGGUGUCGGGUGAUGUGCUGUCUGAGGUCAUGUAUUUCUCCUCUGUCUUCCCCUACCUCGUGCUCCUGUGUUUUCUCAUCAGAGGGGUGAUGCUGGAAGGAGCCGCUGAUGGGAUCAAAUACAUGUUCUACCCCCGACUGCAGAUCUGGCUCGACAUGCAGGUGUGGCGGCAGGCUCUCACGCAGGUCUUCUUCGCUCUGGGACUCGGGUUCGGGAGCGUCAUCGCGUACUCCAGCUACAACCCGCGCGGGAACAACUGCCACCGCGACGCCGUUCUCGUCUCCGGCGUGAACUUCCUGACCUCGCUGCUGGCCUCGCUGGUCGUGUUCGCCGUGCUGGGGUUCCGAGCCCACGCCCUCUCCCAGCGCUGCGUCCAGCAGAACCUGCUACAGUUAUCCCAGUUGCUGUUGAAUGGCUCAGUGCCUCUAGAGCUGGCUCCCCAGUUCAAUGUGACUGGAGGUGAGGUGUCGGUGAGCCAGUACAGGCACUGGUUUGAGCAGCAGGGGGCGCUGCUGCAGGCGGGGUCACUGGAGCCCUGCGACCUGCAGGAGGAGAUGAGCAAGGGUGUGGAGGGCACCGGUCUCGCCUUCAUCACGUUCACAGAGGCCAUGGCUUUGUUCCCGGCGUCUCCGUUGUGGUCCUUCCUGUUUUUCCUGAUGCUCCUGAAUCUGGGAUUGAGCACGAUGUUCGGGACGAUGCAGGGAAUCCUAACCCCGUUGAUGGACAGCUUCUCCGUCCUGAGGAGGAGACGCAGCCUCUUCACAGUGGGUUCCUGUGUCCUGGGCUUCCUGUUUGGGGUGCUGUGUGCUCUGCGCUCCGGGCGUCUCUUCCUCUCUGUGUUUGAUGAUUCCUCAGUGUGUGUGUUUGUUGUUUCAGUGGGUUCCUGUGUCCUGGUCUUCCUGUUUGGGGUGCUGUGUGCUCUGCGCUCCGGGCGUCUCUUCCUCUCUGUGUUUGAUGAUUCCUCAGUGUGUGUGUUUGUUGUUUCAGUGGGUUCCUGUGUCCUGGUCUUCCUGUUUGGGGUGCUGUGUGCUCUGUGCUCCGGGCGUCUCUUCCUCUCUGUGUUUGAUGAUUCCUCAGUGUGUGUGUUUGUUGUUUCAGUGGGUUCCUGUGUCCUGGUCUUCCUGUUUGGGGUGCUGUGUGCUCUGCGCUCCGGGCGUCUCUUCCUCUCUGUGUUUGAUGAUUCCUCAGUGUGUGUGUUUGUUGUUUCAGUGGGUUCCUGUGUCCUGGUCUUCCUGUUUGGGGUGCUGUGUGCUCUGUGCUCCGGGCGUCUCUUCCUCUCUGUGUUUGAUGAUUCCUCAGUGUGUGUGUUUGUUGUUUCAGUGGGUUCCUGUGUCCUGGGCUUCCUGUUUGGGAUGCUGUUUGUUCUGCGCUCAGGUAGUUAUUUCGUCUCCAUGUUUGAUGAUUACUCGGCGACGCUCCCUCUGGUUAUCGUGGUUCUGUUUGAGACGGUCGGGGUGUGCUGGGUCUACGGCACAGAGCGGUUUAUGGAUGAUAUUGAGGACAUGCUUGGUUGGAGACCCCCUGUUCUCUAUAAGUUUCUCUGGCAGUUUGUUUGUGUCGCAUCGCUGGUGGUGCUGCUCCUGGCCAGCCUGAUCCAGAUGUGUGUGCAUCCACCCACCUACCGGGCCUGGGAGGAAGAGCAGGCUGUGGAGGUGUCCCGGGAUUAUCCCGGCUGGGGUUUGGGAAUGCUGGCUGGUCUCAUCCUGCUGGCCUCUCUCCCGAUCCCGGUCCUGUUUCUCCGGGAGCUGCUCCGCGAGAGAGGGGACCCCGAGCAGCCAGCCUCCCUGAGGAUCCCGCCCCCCGAACCACACAAGAGCGUCCCGGAGCCCCACGCAGCCCUGCCAUUGGAGCAGAGCCGGCCGGGGGGCGGGGCCCGGCACAACGGCUUCCUCUCAUUGGAGGAGGAGGAGGAGGAGUACAGGCUCCUCCCACAGGAAGAGGAGAGGCUUGAGGCGUACAGGCUCCUCCCACGGGAAGAGGAGGGGCUUGCAGAGUACAGGCUCCUCCCACAGGAAGAGGAGGGGCUUGAGGAGGAAGGGAGCUUCCAGAGGACGGCCACUACAGGAUUAUAG